AUGAACGAAGACGAUGAGCAAAAAGCGUAUACUUGGGAAACUGCUUAUGCUGAUGCGCUUAAUAUUCGCGAAGUGCUAAAAGAAGAUGAAAGUGGUUCAAUUGAAAAAGCUGUAGCGAAAUUAAUUUUGGAUGAAAAACUUAAAAAACGUUUUCGCGAUCGACCAGCCAAUGUUCGACUUGGCAUUAUUCGAUAUUUAUAUAUAAUAAUUGAUUGCUCACAAGCAAUGACUGAUAAAUCACUAUUUCCUUCGCGAAUUAUGGUAACAACUAAGGUACUUAAUCAAUUUCUAGAGAAAUUUUCUGAACAAAAUCCUAUAUCACAAACGGGUGUUAUUGUUUGUAAAGACAAACGAGCGGAAAAAUUAGUGCCUUUAACAGGUAAUAUUCGUAUUGUUAAAGAGGGCCUGACGAUUCUUUCUGAAGCCUUUUGUUACGGAGAAUUUUCUUUGCAUAAUAGUUUGAUGAUUGCUAUGAAGAGUUUACGCGAUUAUCCUGGUCAUGCUAGCCGCGAAAUUUUAGUAGUGGUCGCAAGUCUUUCUACAUGUGAUCCGUGCAAUAUUUUCAGUACAAUUGAAUUGUUAAAGCGAUACAAUAUACGGUGUUCUGUUAUUUCACUCGCUGCCGAAGUUUUCAUUUUUAAGAAACUUUGUUCGAUAACUUCAGGUGGUCGUCACAAUGUGAUCAUGGAUAAAGUUCACUUUGAAACUGUAAUUAAUGAUCAUACAAUACCUCCUAUAGUAAGAAAAAAUGCAGAAAGCAGCGUAAUACGCAUGGGAUUUCCAUUUCACGAAAUUGUUAAAGUUCCUUCGUUUUGUUUAUGCCAUCAGUCGGAGGCAGCGACGCCUUUUGGUCGUGGUUUUUUUUGUCCUCAGUGUGGUGCUCGAUAUUGUAGCUUGCCAAUCGAAUGCCGAGUUUGCAGACUGACCCUUAUAUCAGCACCGCAGCUUGCUCGUUCUUUUCAACACCUUAUGCCAUUACCAGCAUUUGAAGAAGUGGACAUAACUUCCGAGACAUGUUUUGCGUGUGCGAAAACAGUUGAAGUAAAGGGUUUUUCAUGUAAAGAAUGUCAUGCAACGUUUUGCAUUGAUUGUGAUCUCAUUUUACACGAUUCUCUUCAAAUAUGUCCAUCUUGCUCUAACCAAGAACCAGUAACGAAGAAAAUCAAUCCUUUUGAUCUAAAAUUUAACAGAGUAAAACGCGCGGUAUUGGAUGAGAAAAAACAAAAUUUACACGUAGGAACACCUGGUCUAUCGAAAAAAUUGGCAAAUGAAAAGAGACAGCGCAUACUGGCUGCCGAAUGGAAAAAUCUCAAGAAAACAAAUAAGAUAAUCGAUCAACGUUUUGGAGAAAAUGAUAGGAAAAUUAGCGAAGAAGAUCGCCAAAUCAGACGAUUCACAGCGGAACGAUUGAAACAUUUUAAAACGGAUAAAUUUCAGCUUGCUGAUGAGCUGUUACAUCUUGCAGAAGAAGUUAAUCUAACUCAUAAAGGAUCAGCACUGACAUCUAUUGAAAAGUAUGAUCGACCAGUUAGUGAUGAUGAGGAAGAAGAUGGUGAAAUCCAUUCUGAUAUUGUCACUGCAGCACAUUUCGGUGGUGGGAAGGUAGAAAAAGAUGUAUUCGAUCAAGGUUCAAAAAGAAAAGAUAUUAUUGCUGAUUUAAUUAUGCAAACAAAACAAAUGCGACAUGAAAAACAGUUGGUGCGCGAUGAGAUAGAAGACAUGACUGAACAAUUGGACGAAAAAUGGAGGAAAUUAAUGGCAUCUGGUGCAAUAAAUAAUUUGGCACAAAAGAACGCAAAUAAAGCAAAUAAAUCCACCAAUCAGAGCAGCGAUUAUUAUGACAGGCUGUUGCUAGAAUUACGUUCAUCAAAUGAGAAACGUGGAACUGCUGGUGAAAGGAUAAAAACUGAACAAGAAAUUGCUUUCGAAGAGAAAAAGCGGCUUGAUCUAUUAGAAAAGCGGCGGCUUUCAAGAGUGGCUGAGUCAGACCCAGAGGUUGUUUCAUUAGAGUUAGAGGCGAAGAAUAAACGAGGCAAAGAAAAACGUCUUUCUGCAAAUUUUGAAGUGAAAUAUGAUAGCGAUGGAAAUUUAAUUGAUUCGCAUAAGGUUGAAAAAGCUCAAAUCAAAGUCAUUCAGAUCGGUGAAUCAUUUGAUGAUGAAGAAGCGACUAAUAAUAAUGAUGAAAAUGCUAAUGUUCAUACUAGUGACGAAGUUUAUGAUGCGAUGCUAAAUGAAAAUGGUGAAAUUGCUGAUGAGUUCACAGAACUGGAGAACUCAACAGUUGAUGAUCUACCAUUUGUGUUCCCUUUUCCUAAAUCUUAUGUCGAUCUAAGGAAACUUUUGGAUGAUCAUCCAGCAUCAAAAUGCAAGUUAAUUUUGGAUCGAAUAGUGAAAUAUUAUCAUCCAAGUCUAUGUGAAGGCAACAAAAAACGCCUUUUGCAUUUAUUUAUUCUUUUGCUGAGGUUUUAUGAUGAUCUUUCAAAGGAAAGUCUACCGAAAAUUGAUACUAUGGGUUGCUUGAUCAAGGUCCUCCACACUUUGCUGAAGUUUGAUACAGAACACGGAACUCGAUGUGUUCGUGCCGUUUUGCGUCAGCAAUACCGGGCUCAUUCAAAAAGGCUGCAUUUAAUUUUUGGAUUUCGGUUCAUAGCAUUAUUAAAGCUCGUGUUUUGUCUUUUUCCAGUAACAGGUGCUUUUCAUCCUGUUUGCACUCCUAUGCUUGCCUUUACUUGUAAUCUCAUCGCUAAUGCACGAAUCGAUUGUUUAAAAAACGCGGCAAGGAUGGUAUGUACCAGAGGUAAUAGCACUCCUACAGGGGUUUUUUUUGUUGGCCGUAAAGAACGAGGAAUACGAACAGUCACCGAUUCCUAUAUUUCCAAUAUCUUUACCUCAUCGGAGAAUGCUUUUUGUAGAGAAAAAAUUUCGUGUUUUCUUCUUAUGGUUUAUAUGGUUUUGCUUCAGAUUACUGAUGCUACUUUGGAAAUUGACAUUCGCGCUACGUUUGAUGAAAACCCAACAAGACCCAUUUGUAAAUUGCUUUCGAGAUUACCUAGAGAAAAUUACCCAAUUAAAUUAAACGAAUUUUUAAUCGAAGUCAAGAAACUAUUGGAAGAGGAAUUGAGCCGAAAUUCUGGUAUAACGCAACUGAAGCGACCAAGGCCACCAAAGAAGAUGCUGCAAUUCCUUGAACCUUCUGUUGACGAAGGCUAUGGGCAAAAGAAAAUCAAAAAGAAAUUAGAUAAAAAGACUGAAAUAAAAAAUCUAACUCGAAAAUAUAAGAAAGAAAUGAGAAGUACCACACUUUUACUAGAUAAGGAAAAAAAAAAGUAUAUUUUGAUAUAUCAUGAAAGUAUUUUCAGACUAAAGCAGGCAGAACAAGCUGAAAAAGAUCGAAUGAGACGUUUGAAAACAAAACAGUUGAUUCGUUCAUUGCAAGGACAAGAAAGUGAAUACAAAAAGAAUCAGUAUACGAAAAGUUUAAAUUGA
Molecule: messenger RNA, 3486 nt
Organism: Dracunculus medinensis (Guinea worm)
Lineage: Eukaryota; Metazoa; Nematoda; Chromadorea; Rhabditida; Dracunculidae
Source: the annotation of a GenBank genome assembly